Molecule: messenger RNA, 945 nt
Organism: Rattus rattus (black rat)
Lineage: Eukaryota; Metazoa; Chordata; Mammalia; Rodentia; Muridae
Product: olfactory receptor 5-like
Exons: 1
Coding region: 1-945 (314 amino acids)
Biological process (GO): G protein-coupled receptor signaling pathway
Cellular component (GO): membrane
Molecular function (GO): G protein-coupled receptor activity; olfactory receptor activity
Source: RefSeq, a predicted model, not a curated record
AUGGAGAAGUCAUUUGAGUUGGGCAACGUGACCAGAGUCCAGGAGUUUGUCCUAUUGGGCUUGUCCACAAGGCUUGGAAUAAGAGAUGUCCUGUUUAUCAUCUUCCUGAGUCUUUACCUGCUUACCCUCAUGGAGAACACACUUAUCAUCUACCUCAUCUUCAGUCACAGUGAGCUCCACAAACCCAUGUACUUCUUCCUAGGCAACCUCAGCUGCCUGGAGAUGUGCUAUGUGUCAGUCACCAUGCCCACCCUACUCAUGGGGUUGUGGACAGGACCCUGCCAUGUUCCAUUUACAGGCUGCAUGAUCCAGCUUUUCUUCUUCAUCUCUCUCAUCUGCACAGAAUGCACUCUCCUGGCCUCCAUGGCUUAUGACCGCUAUGUGGCCAUCUGCCGUCCACUGCACUACCCACUGCUCAUGAGGCCCCGAGUAUGCCUGGGUUUAGCCUUGUCUUCAUGGCUGGGUGCGUUGCUGGUCUCAGUGAUCAAAACAGCAUGCAUUGCAAGCCUGUCCUAUUGUGGUCCCAAUAUCCUCAAUCACUUCUUUUGUGAUGUCUCUCCUCUCCUUAACUUAUCCUGCACCCAUGUGGCCCUCACGGAGCUGGUAGACUUCAUUUCAGCUAUCGUCAUCCUCUGGGGUUCACUCCUUGUGGCCAUAGCCUCCUAUGUGGCCAUUGGUAGGACAGUUCUAGGCAUGCCAUCAGCUGCUGCCCGCCACAAAGCUUUCUCUACCUGUGCCUCCCACUUGGUAGUGGUGGGUAUAUUCUACUCAGCCACUAUCUUCAUCUAUGCCCGACCCAGCCGCAUAGAAGCUAUGGACCUCAACAAGGUGUUGUCUGUCAUCUACACGGUGGUCACCCCCAUGUGCAACCCCAUCAUCUACUGUCUCAGGAACAGAGAGGUGCAAUUGGCUUUCCAUAGGACCAUGCGCUGGUCCUCAGUUUGA